AUGGACCGCUCAGAGGCUGCCGCCUCGGUGCGAACCCCACCGCCAGAUCCGCUCUCGGAUCCAGACCCAGACGAUGAGGCUCUCCAACCCGACUCGCCCUCCUCCACCCCGCCGCUCGCAGACCAGAGCGGAUCGCAGACGCCUCUCGAGCCUCACUCCCAUCAAGCGCCUGCGAUUGCUAAAACGCAGUCCUCCGAUCUUGUCGACGACGAGCUAGAGCGAUUCCGUUCCGAAUGGAAAAAGGAGGUCGAGGCGAGAGGCCAUCUUACCUACGCCCAACCUUCCCACCCGCCCGCAAACACGCAACCGCGCCCCGAUCCGCAUACAGCACACACCUCAACCUCGACGCUGCUACAUCCAGCCGCCAAUUCCUCUGCAUCCGAGGCGCAUGCCCCCCUGCCACCCACACACCGACAAGGCCAUGAAGCAAGCGACAAUGACACAGACCUCGCUGCAGAUCAGCAAUCCUCGGCUCUACCACAAGAUCACUCCCUCCCCUUCCCCGAGGCAGAGAUCUAUGCGCCUGCAGCGCUCAAGUACUCCAAGGCUGCCCACAGGCUGCCGCGUCGUCCACCGCCAUCACAAUCAUCUCACGAUCUGCCUUCCCCCCUCGUACGACAGCAAGAUCAACCUCACCACUCGUCCGACCAGAAAGUCGAUGGCUCGAUCUCAUCGGCAUCCAUUCGCGCCUCGGCAGCUCCUUUUAGCUCUUCCACCUCCUCUUCUCGCCCACUCGCUCCCAAGCGCCAGCCCGCAUCCGAAACGGCCUCCCAGCCUUCGGCGUCAUCAUCAUCGUCCGCAUCAUCGCGCGCGCCGCACAUCAUCGCCACCCACGAUGCUCCCGCCCACGCCAGCGAAGCCACACAAGCAGGCAUGCGCAGCGCCGUCGAAGCCUACGCCCGCGCCGUCGAGAUGGAACGCAGCGGUCAGCUCGACCAGGCUCUCGAAUCCUACCGCCGCGCCUUCAAGCUCAACUCGCACGCAGAUCGUCUCUACCACAGGGCGCAUCUCCUCCUCACCGACCCCGCCCUCGCAAACUCCUCGACACAACAGAACGACGCCCUCCUUUCCAGUCCCGCCAUCGCAGACAAGGUGCGAAAGGCGCUCGACUUUGACGACCACCGCUACGUCGCCAUCAAAGAACGUCAGGCCAAAGAAGCAGAGGCAAAGGCCAGGGGCCUGUCCUACAACGGCACCGAGCCUCGCGCGUCUCUAGACGACCAAACGGCAAGUAGGGCUCCAACAACGUCCACAGAAAGACAAGACAAAGCGCACGAAUUGCGGCCCGACGAAUUGGCCAAGCUCUUCGACUCCAUGUCCAUCGAGCGCGGCGGAGAAAGAGAUUUCAGCACGAUCGCCUUGGCUCCCGAGGACGAGGAGAAGAGCAUGCCCAUCGCAAGAUUGCCCGACGAGAUCUUGCUCCACAUCCUCCGCAUGAUCAUCGCGCCUAGAGGAAGGCGAGGCGCCAAGGUCGUCAAGAUCAAACCUUCACCCGAGGAGCAGGCUGCCGCGGACGCUGCUGCAGCUGUAUCGACUGGCCGUAGUACCGCAAACCCCAACCCAACUACCGGCGCCGCAUCCAAACCCCACAAACCUGCCCCCGCUGGCGCUGCGAGCUCAACGGCUAACGGCAUCCACACGGCGCCUGACCCUUCUUCGACCGGAAAAGAAACAGGCUACAACAAUGCCAAGGCGGACACACACUCCGAGCCACAAUCAGGCGAACAUGACAAGGACAAGACGUCCGAGCCCAACGCCACUGGCGUCAUCGCUCGCAAGCAGCCGCUGGGCAUCGGCGUCGUGCUAGGCGGCGCAGACUGGCAAUCGCUCGAGAUGCUCGGACGCACGUGUUGGAAGAUGCGCCUCUUGACCAAAGCGCCCUCGCUGUGGCGCGAGAUUGUGCGCGAGACCUACUAUCCGCCCAUCCUCGAUGCAGCCUCCAGCCUGGCCAGUCUGUACGAGCGCCAUCACUCGGACUGGCGCACAGUGUUUAUCAACCAGCCGCGCGUGCGUCUCAACGGAUGCUACAUCGCCGCGUGCCACUAUGCUCGCCCGGGCAUGAGCGAGGAUGCGUGGAUCCGCGUGAUCCACGUGGUGGAGUUCUACCGCUCCAUCCGAUUCCUUCCGGACGGCACGGCGCUCUCGCUGCUCACCACCGAUGCGCCUUCCGAGACGGUGCGCAAGCUCGAACCAGGCUUGAAGGCCAAAGGAUUCUCCAAGGGUCGAUGGGAGCUGUUUGAGCAAGGUCUGGAAGACGACGAGGACGAAGGCAGGCCCAGCGGCCCCAAGGUGGUCGUCGAGGAUUUGCGCGACAAGAGCAUGCAAAAGUACGCCUUCCGCAUGGUGUUUGGCCUGCGCAGCACCACUCGAGGCCGAUGGAACAAGCUCGACUUGCUCGAGUAUCACAGCGUCAACCUCACCAAUGGCGAGGUGCUGCCGUUGCCGCAAAAGCAUUCGCGCCCCUUUCACUUUUCCAGAGUGCGCGCCUACGGCAUCUAG
Molecule: messenger RNA, 2499 nt
Organism: Moesziomyces antarcticus
Lineage: Eukaryota; Fungi; Basidiomycota; Ustilaginomycetes; Ustilaginales; Ustilaginaceae
Exons: 1
Coding region: 1-2499 (832 amino acids)
Biological process (GO): SCF-dependent proteasomal ubiquitin-dependent protein catabolic process
Cellular component (GO): SCF ubiquitin ligase complex
Molecular function (GO): protein binding
Source: RefSeq, a predicted model, not a curated record